Ochotona curzoniae (black-lipped pika) is the source of this 1718-nucleotide messenger RNA. It is a transcript of the gene RCN2, whose product is annotated as reticulocalbin 2. The transcript is spliced from 7 exons. Bases 128 to 1081 code for a protein of 317 amino acids. The record is from RefSeq and is a predicted model, not a curated record. Lineage: Eukaryota; Metazoa; Chordata; Mammalia; Lagomorpha; Ochotonidae. Gene Ontology annotation, molecular function: calcium ion binding. Gene Ontology annotation, cellular component: endoplasmic reticulum.
GCGCGCCUGACCGCUCCCCGGCCCCGUCCCCGACCCCAGGGCCGCCGGUCAGCAGCUGCCCCCAGCUCUCCCCUCGGCAGCCCCGGCUCCCUCCCCGCGGCUCUCGCCUCCUCCGCGGGCCCGCGCCAUGCAACUGAACCGGAGGCCCGCGGCGCUGGGGCUGCUUCUGUUGUGCGUGGCGGCGGCGGGCGCGGGCGACACGGAGGAGCUGCACUACCCGCAGGGCGAGCACCGCGCCGACUACGACCGCGAAGCGCUGCUGGGCGGCCAGGAAGAAGUGGAUGAAUAUGUAAAACUAGACCACGAAGAGCAGCAGAAGAGGCUGCGAACCAUCAUCAAAAAAAUUGACUCGGACUCAGAUGGGUUUCUCACGGAAAGUGAGCUCAGCUCGUGGAUCCAGAUGUCCUUCAAGCAUUACGCCAUGCAGGAAGCCAAGCAGCAGUUUGUGGAGUACGACAAGAACAGCGACGGCAGCGUGGGCUGGGACGAGUACAACAUCCAGAUGUACGACCGGGUCAUCGACUUCGACGAGAACACGGUGCUGGACGACGCGGAGGAGGAGUCCUUCAGACAGCUUCAUUUAAAGGAUAAGAAGCGAUUUGAGAAGGCCAACCAGGAUUCGAACCCGGGUUUGAGUCUGGAAGAGUUCAUUGCUUUUGAACAUCCUGAAGAAGUGGAUUAUAUGAUGGAAUUUGUCAUUGAAGAGGCUUUAGAAGAACAUGACAAAAAUGGUGAUGGAUUUGUAAGUUUGGAAGAAUUCCUUGGUGACUACAGACGAGAUCCAACUGCAAAUGAAGACCCGGAAUGGAUACUCGUGGAGAAGGACAGGUUCAUGAACGACUACGAUAAGGACCACGAUGGCAGGCUGGAUCCCCAGGAGCUGCUGUCCUGGGUGGUGCCCAACAACCAGGGCAUUGCCCAAGAGGAGGCUCUUCAUCUCAUUGAUGAAAUGGAUUUGAACGGGGACAAAAAGCUGUCUCAGGAGGAGAUUUUGGAAAACCAGGACUUGUUCCUCACCAGCGAGGCCACUGACUACGGGCGGCAGCUCCACGACUACUACUUCUAUCACGACGAGCUGUAGGCGGCCGUCGCCACGGCGCUGGACCCUUUUCUACCUGUUACCAGCCUGACUUUUGUGACCAGAUCCCAUGUCGUAGUUCACUCUUCUGUCUUAACGCUGUCACAGUUCCCUCCACGUAGGUGAUCGUUUGGGCCUUUUGGAAGAUAAACACAAACCAAUCAACCUGCUAUUUAUUUCUAAAUAGUCCUUCCCGCACAUUCCUCCCGUGUGGUGCCGCGUGCUGGGGGGACACCGGCGUGACCUCCCCACUCGGAGUCCCGCGGCCCCCAGAGCCCCCCCCCCAGCAGUCCGAUGCCGGCCUGCGCAUGCGCCACCCGGUGUUGUUCUAUUCUAGGUCAUUUUAAAGUUGGGGACUGCCAGGAAGGACGGUGUUUUUAGGUUUAGUAUUUUGUUUUACAACCUUUAAAGGAACCUUGCAAAGGACUUCACACCUCACACGUUAAUGCUGAGAAGUUCUGCCUCAUUUUACAAUGGUUUCUCUAAAGGCUUUUAUUGUAUGAAAUAGAACUUUAUAUUUUUGCAUAUGUAUAGAUAGUAAGGAUAUUUAAUGUAUAACCCAUAGCAUUAUGAGUGGGAUGCAACUGUGGCCAGAGCCCUUUUCAUUUGUGACUGAUUAAAACACUGUCCUGUCUUUUUA